AUGUUAAAUCUGUGCAUUAGAAGAAGUAUAUUACAUAGAACAGGUAUUUUUCAUUGCAGUUUUACUAUUACACUUCAACCGCGCUAUAUGGCCACUUUGAGAGAAAUUGAGAGCCGUUUAAAAUCCAUUAAGAACAUUGAAAAGAUUACAAAAACCAUGAAAACUGUUGCAUCAACAAAGAUGACACAUUCUCAGAAGGCAAUGGAGAAAGCAAAAGUCUAUGGUCUUUCUCAUGAGGAACUUUUUAUUCAUUCAAAAACAAAAGUACCAGAAAACCCAAAAACUCUUUAUGUUGUUUGUUCUUCAGACAAAGGUCUUUGUGGAGGAGUUCACUCUCAAAUUACUAAAAUGACUCGAAAACUAAUUGAGAAAAAUCCGGAAGGUCAAAUUGUUGUACUUGGAGAUAAGGCUAAAAUGCAGCUUUCACGAUACAUUCCGAAAAAUAUAAUAAUGUCAUUCAGCCAUGUUGGAAAAGAUAUUCCUAGAUUCUCGGAUGCACAAGCAAUUGCUCACGAAAUUCUUCUAUCAAAGAAAGAAUUUGAUACUAUCGAUAUUAUAUAUAACCAGCUCAAAAGCACUGUUUCAUAUAUACCAAUUAUAAGGACUGUCUAUUCUGAACAGGUUUUCAAGAACUCUGAAAAUAUUGAUGUAUAUGAAAUUGAAGAUGACGUCUUAUCGAAUCUCAAAGAAUUUUCACUCGCAACAAGCAUUUUCUCUUCUCUUGUUGAAAGUCAUGCAUGUGAAAUUUCUGCUCGACGUAAUGCAAUGGACAACGCAUCAAAAAAUGCACUAGAAAUGAUUAAAAAAUUCCAAAUAUCAUAUAAUCGUCAACGACAGAUAAUAAUUACUACAGAAUUAAUUGACAUCAUUACUGGUUUAUUCAUUCCUCUUAUUUGUAUUUCUCUAAUCUUGUAG
Molecule: messenger RNA, 915 nt
Organism: Pneumocystis jirovecii RU7
Lineage: Eukaryota; Fungi; Ascomycota; Pneumocystomycetes; Pneumocystales; Pneumocystaceae
Product: ATP synthase F1, gamma subunit
Exons: 8
Coding region: 1-915 (304 amino acids)
Biological process (GO): proton motive force-driven ATP synthesis
Molecular function (GO): proton-transporting ATP synthase activity, rotational mechanism
Source: RefSeq, a predicted model, not a curated record